AAUAAAUGUUGAUUGAAUGUAAACCCCCCCCCCCCCCCCCCAAACCCCCGCGGCGCGUUCAACCUGCCGCAAUUGCCACAAGGGGGACGUUUGCACACAAUGUCAGUCAACGGGGUUUGUACAUAGUGGCCCCAUUGUCCCCCCACCCCCUCCCCGGCCGUGCAAUGCAUUGUGGACCUCGGGCUCACACCUAAAAAGCGGUGCAGGUGAAUGAAAAAGAGGGUCAGAUUUCGGUCUGGGUGGGGGGCAGAGGGGGUGUUAUCGCACUCUCUCAUUGCUUCACCGGAAGGAACCGGGGACUCUGCGAUGAGGAGGGAAGGCUGCCAGGUGUACUGCGUCUUCGGGCAAGGACGCUCCGGUUCCUCUGGGGUGCCGAAGGAAGAGGGGGUCCUGAAGGAGCCAUCCCAGCUUCCAAGCUCACCGACAAAGACUGAAGAGGCGCCAGGUCCGCCACCUGAAUUUGGUUGCCGCAGAAGAUGGGCAUUUGGACUGCUGCCAGUUUUGUCGUGCGUUGCUGCCAUGGCUUUAGCCGCCGUCUAUCUGACAUCGGCCCCACCCUCCUCCGUGUUCUUCCUUGGAUGCACCGUGGAGUUUCCCAACUUGAGCUUCUCCGCAGAACUCGCCGACUGUUCCUCGGCGCCGUUUCACCUGCGGGCGCGCUCUUUAAAGCCUUAUUUCUCCGAACUCUACAAGUCCUCCCCGUGGAGCUCUUACUACCUGCGCUCAGGGAUUGCUGCCUUCAGUGAAGGCACAGAAGGCCUCAACGUGUUCUACUGGAGUCAAUUCUCUGCCCCGGGCCACAUCGCCACGGCGAUACAGCAUUCCAGCCCUGAGAGGCUGCAGCGCUUGCUGCCGGGCAGCAACAAAGUUGUGUGGGAUGGACGACGGGAGCAGCGGUACUUCUUGAAGCAGGACGACGUCACGCUACACCUUCUGGGUUUGGAUCCCGAUGACUGGGAAGAAAAGUCCGAUAAAUUUAAGAAUCCAACCGGCCUCCAGAGCGGAAAGUGGCAGUUUGGCUUCCAAGCGGUGUCCUUCGACCUGUACGCUAAACACGGCGUGAACCGCACCCUGGUUCUGGUGAGUCCCAAGAAACUCUACUACCAGUGGCGCCUCCGUGUGCCGUCGGGUCACGCGGUCCACCUGGUGGUCCUCGUGCUUCACGGCGGCACCGCCGCCGCCACGCCGAGCUGCAGUGCUCACAUGAUGUCCGCCUACGACUUCCUGCUUCCUUUGCAGAAUAAGAUAAUCGCCAGGUGGUGCGGGCCUCACGCGACGCCGGGCUCCUCGCCCGCCAUGAGGUUGACGUCCUCGGGGAACGUCAUGCUGCUCACCUUCUCCUUCAGCCGCCAGAGGGAGGGAGCCGUCUUCAAAGCGUACUUCCAGGCUGUCCCCAAGGCAGGUUGUGGAGGAUCACUGUUCUCUUGGAAUGGCUCCGUUUCCUCACCGUAUCAUCCCUAUCACUACCCUCCUAACAUAGACUGCAGGUGGACACUCCGGGCACCGUUACCCGGGUACCUGAUCACCGUGACGAUUGUGACCCUGGACAUCCAGCAGUCGUCGGAUGGCUGCGAAAAGGACUGGCUGGACGUGGGCGGCGUCAAAUUUUGCAACCGGGUAUCGGACAACGGCAGAAGUCGGGUCUACUCCUCUCCCCUCUCCAUCCACUUCCACUCAGACGAAGCCGUGACUCACCGGGGUUUCUAUCUGCGCCACCGAGCCUUCUGGCCGCAGGGCUCCUGCCCGCCGCAUCACUUCAGCUGCAGCGACGACCGCUGCGUCCCUUUGAGGAGAGUGUGCGACGGCGUCAGGGACUGUGAGGACGGGCGCGAUGAGGCCAAAUGCUCGUCGUGCGGGCCCGGCCAGGUGUUGUGUGCUAAUGGCCAGUGUCACGCUCAAAGCAGCCAGUGUGGCGUCUGCGCAGACAGCAGCGAAGAGAGCGGCUGCAGAAGUAAAUGUUACCACACGUGUCCCAACAAAUUGUGCCUGCCCAAGUCUUCAGUGUGCAACGGCGUUGUGGACUGUCAAGACAGCAGCGAUGAGAUGAACUGCACCAGAGCAUGUGAGCAUUCGUGGGAAAGAAUCAUCAUUUUUCUCCCGCCGUUGGAUUUGUGGGUGUCUUUGUCCCUUCCCGCAGACGUCAAAGCUUGCUCGUCAUCCUUGUACAAAUGUGCCAACGGAAAGUGCGUGACAAAGCUCAACCCCGAGUGUGACGGAUUCAAAGACUGCCAGGACGGGUCUGAUGAGCUGCGGUGUGGUUGCGGCGUCCGGCCCCGAAAGAGGCCCAAGAUCGUCGGGGGCACUGACGCGUCUCCGGGCUCGUGGCCGUGGCAGGUGAGCCUCCAGAUGGAACGUUACGGCCACAUCUGCGGCGCCACUUUGCUCGCUACACGCUGGCUCGUCUCGGCGGCGCACUGCUUCCAGGACUCGGACUCCAUCAAAUAUUCCGAUCCACGCUCAUGGCGAGCCUACAUGGGGACGCGCUUGAUGGCGGCGGGAAAGAGCGCCUUGUCUGUCGCCAGCAGGCCGGUGCGCCGCAUCGUCCCGCACCCAAAAUACGAGCAGCUCACAUCCGACUACGACAUCGCCCUGGUGGAGCUCGCCGCCCCCGUCUUCUUCAACGAGCUGGUGCAGCCCGUGUGCGUGCCGGCACCCUCGCACGCCUUCGCCAUCGGGACCAGUUGCUUCGUCACAGGCUGGGGCGUCCUCACGGAGGAUGCCUGCCAGCCACUGCGAAGAAACCGGCGUGAAUUGAAAUUUGUGUGCGUGUUGAUGCCAGGGGAGCUGGCGUCUCGCUUGCAGGAGGCCUCUGUGCGAAUCAUAAACAGGAACACCUGCAACAAAUUUUACGAUGACGCCGUCACUCCCAGGAUGCUUUGCGCGGGGAACCUGCAGGGCGGGGUAGAUGCUUGCCAGGGCGACUCCGGGGGUCCGCUCGUGUGUCAGGAGCGCAACCGUCGCUGGUUCCUGGCCGGCAUUGUGAGCUGGGGCGAGGGCUGCGCCAGGCAGAACCGUCCCGGCGUCUACACGCAAGUGGUCAAAUUUGCCGACUGGAUCCAUCAGCAGACCCGAGGUCAGGCCUGACCCGAUGCCAACAAGAACCAGGAAAACACUUUUGGAGGGUCUGUUGCGGAUUGAAAAAAAAAUUAAAAAAACACAAGUCACUCAAACGUGUUUCUUUGUUGCACUGUGGUGAUUUUAAAUAGAAA
Molecule: messenger RNA, 3209 nt
Organism: Hippocampus zosterae (dwarf seahorse)
Lineage: Eukaryota; Metazoa; Chordata; Actinopteri; Syngnathiformes; Syngnathidae
Product: suppressor of tumorigenicity 14 protein homolog
Exons: 18
Coding region: 211-3084 (957 amino acids)
Biological process (GO): acrosome reaction; proteolysis
Molecular function (GO): serine-type endopeptidase activity; protein binding
Source: RefSeq, a predicted model, not a curated record